Anopheles stephensi (Asian malaria mosquito) is the source of this 2975-nucleotide messenger RNA. It is a transcript of the gene Grip91, whose product is annotated as gamma-tubulin complex component 3. Gene Ontology annotation, biological process: meiotic cell cycle; mitotic cell cycle; microtubule nucleation. The record is from RefSeq and is a predicted model, not a curated record. Bases 80 to 2641 code for a protein of 853 amino acids. Gene Ontology annotation, molecular function: microtubule minus-end binding; gamma-tubulin binding. Gene Ontology annotation, cellular component: equatorial microtubule organizing center; spindle pole; centrosome. The transcript has 3 exons. Lineage: Eukaryota; Metazoa; Arthropoda; Insecta; Diptera; Culicidae.
AUUUCUGACAUCGAUACCACUGUACAGGAAAAACGGCGUAGUGCAGCGAGUCGCCCCCGAUUAGGCGAUCAAUACAAAAAUGAACCGAAAUCAACAGCCCAACUUUCCGGUCAUUUACGAACUCCUCAAGCAGCUGUGCCAGAAUCUCGCCGGAGACCGUUCAAACGAUGUGUUAAAAGAAGUGACCCGGCUCAUCAAACACAAACCGAACUCGAUCGUCAACUAUGGUGCCACAUCGGUUGCGGCAAGUGAAUCUAUGAUAGUGGCGCGUAUCAACCGGCUGCUAGCCUCCAGAAGCCAAGCAAGCGUGAACGUUUUCAAUGGCUUUUACGACGAGCUGGUGUCGAUGACCGAAAGCAAACAAAGGACACCUAUUUUGGAGUUCCUGUUCCAUCUCGCUGAUUCCGACAAGAGUGCCUGUGCCAGCGGUCUUAAGGUAGAUUUGCGGAAUGAUGCAGGCUUUGCGGGGACGCUGGACAGUGUGUUUUCGAAGCUGAGCGUAGACUCGGGCAUCGGCGGCAGCGAACGGUUGAUGAAAUCACGGUCCGGUGGCACCGUGUCCGGUUCGACCGGCAGUCUCUGUGACACGAAAGCAUUGGUAGCGGAUGAUGCACAGCUUCAGAUUGCCGAUCGUAACGAGCUGGAGGAUCUGCUGAUACAGGACGCCAUCUAUGCUUGCACGGGCAUUGAGGGCAAGUACUUGCGCAAGAACUUCGUGACGGGUGAAUUCAAGCUGCACCACAUUCACGGGCGAAAUCUGAACGCCUGCGAUGCCGGAAUGUUGUUACGGUUGGCCGAAGUCGGCUACUUCUACAACAAAGUGUCGCGAUUCAUCAACCCCAAAAGUGAUGCGUACUUGAUGGGCAACUUUGGGCAGGGAUACAUCACGGCGUUACAGAAAGAGCUGACCAACUAUUACGGGUUGAUUGCGAAUCUGCAGGAGAAUCUGGACCGUCAGCGGCAGACGGGCGACAGUGCCGAACGGAUGACGCUCAUCCGCACGAUGGUGUGGCUUGUCGAACCGAUGGAACGUCUGCAGUGGUUGGCGGUAAUCUCGGAAGCGUGCCGUGAGGUAAAGGGAGGCGCACUCGCUUCCGCUAUUCACAAAUUUAUCUGGCACGGCGACCCGAUGGUACGAACGAUCUCGCGUGAACUGUUGCAAUCCGCCUGCAUACCGUUGCAACAGAUGCUUACACAGUGGCUAACGGAUGGUAAGAUCGUUGAUCCGCACUGUGAGUUCUUCAUCGAGGAGCUGACGGACGUUGGGUACAAUCGGCUGUGGCACGACGAGUUUCGCCUGCGCCCCUCAAUGGUCCCCUCGUUCAUCUCGGACACGCUGGCAAAGCAGAUACUGGUCAUAGGGAAGAGUAUUAACUUUUUGCGCGAAAUUUGCAAAGACCGUGCCCCCGUACCGGAGCGGACCGAUUUGAAGAAAUGUCUCAACGAACAUCUGGACUACCUGUACAGCGCGCACAACAACACCGAGCUGCACGUGCUUAUCGACAGUGUGUACCUCAAAACGUCGAAGCGUGUGCUAGACAUCGUGCUCGGGCCUCACCAACUGUUUGACCAUCUGAAGGCGAUGCGUGACUAUCUGCUGUUGGGGCAAGGCCACUUUGCGGAUGUGCUGAUGGAAAAUCUAAAGGAGGAGCUGGAUCGCCCGGCCAAGGACAUCUAUCAGCAGGAGCUGUUUUCGAUUGUGGCGGCUGCGGUGCGCAAAUCGGCCGCCGAACAAGAGGAACCCUCUGUGCUGAACUAUCUGGAUGUACACUUUCUCAAACCCUGUGAGGGUGAUACCGGUUGGGAUGUGUUCUGCCUAACGUACAAAGUGACGGGACCGUUGGUAACAAUCUUCCAGCCUGUGCAGUGCACCUAUCGCGCCCUGUUCAAGCAGCUGUGGAAUAUGAAGCGCUUCGAAUUCAUUCUGUACGGCAUCUGGCGCAAUCACAUGCUGAGCACGAGAUGCUACAAGCCCAUCGCGAACGACAUUAGCGUGGUCAAGCAACACCUGCAGACGUACUGCUCGAAGAUGAUCAACAUCAUUACGCAGAUGCAGUAUUACAUCCUGUUCGAGGUGAUCGAGUGUUCCUGGGAGCAGUUCAGCGCACGCGUCAAGCAGGCAAAGGCGCUGGACGAUGUGCUGGAAGCGCACGACAAGUUUCUGGAACGGAUCCGCACCGGCAUCUUCUCGGAUCAGUCGACAAUUUUGUUUAGCAACUGUCUGGAGAAAAUAUUCAGCUCCGUCCGCAAGCUCGACGAAUGGCAGAUGAAUUUCUACAAACUGUGCAAUCGCGAAAUGGACGCGCGGAAAGCGUUCGACGAGUACAUCAAAUCGAGCGAAGCGAAGGGUACGUACGGCGUAAAUGCGGAACGGGCGCUCGAGCGCGACGAGGAGCUGCAGGACUUUGAAGCGAAGUUGAUGCAGUGCCAGCAGGCGCUCGCCGAGAUUGGGGUGGAGUACGAAAACUCGGUGGGCCACUUCCUGUACCAGCUAGCCGUAUCGCCGAUGGAGUCGUUACCGCAGCUGUGCAUGCGGCUGGACUAUAACGAGUAUUACAAGCACCGGGAUGAGCGGUUAAGCGUACCGCUCACGUUUCAGCAUAUGCGCAAAAGCAUGGCCAAUAACUUUGGUCGCAAAUGAUCGAGCGAGACCGAGGAGCAGGUGUGCCAGGAAUGUUCCGUGCAAGAGCCAGCGCCGGCCGAUGUACUGGACCGGUCCGAUCUGCUGGUUGUGAAACCGUCGCGUAAGCAUGCGCUCGACGUGCUUAUCCACAAUCGUUCGCCGUGGUUAAUGAAAUACAAUUGCUGCGAUCUUAUGUAGGUGCUGUGUUUCCGUGCGAUGGUAGCGAAGGUAUUCGCUUCAUUCGGUUUUAUUGCGCAAGAAUGCAGUUGUGUCUGUGCCAAUUAGCGCUUUCUUCGUUUGUUUUUGUCGUUUAGAGGUUAACACACAAUAAACAAUGUUCUGGCCAAUUUUA